Molecule: messenger RNA, 4310 nt
Organism: Cryptotermes secundus
Lineage: Eukaryota; Metazoa; Arthropoda; Insecta; Blattodea; Kalotermitidae
Product: DNA-binding protein SMUBP-2
Exons: 1
Coding region: 860-3709 (949 amino acids)
Molecular function (GO): 5'-3' DNA helicase activity; RNA binding; zinc ion binding
Source: RefSeq, a predicted model, not a curated record
UUCGUAUCUUGUGUGAACGCGUCAUUUCCUAAUUAAAAUAAAUUAACCUUAAUUAAAACAAAUUAAUUAACAUCCCAGUAUUUCCCUUAUGGUCACCGUCCUCUCUUCUCACGCCGUCUCAAGCGGUCCCAGCUACCACGAAAUUAUGACAGGUUCAGUUGUAUUAUCAUAUCUUCCAUUGCACUGCACGAAAUAAAAAAAUAUAAUCAUGCAUUGAGUCGGGCAAACAUACCCGCUUAAUGAUAUGAGCAACUAAUCAAUCAUAAGUUUCCUCAGUGUGCACCUGCUAAUCUGGAAACCAGUCUUCUGCUUGAAAUCGGUGAUUCUUCUCGGAUAUUCCGGUUGCGUUGCCCUCGCCCGUAGAGAGCAGGAAAACCAUGUACGCUAGGAACACGGACCAAGGAAUGACUCACUCUCUCUCAAGGAAACAAGGUUGAAGGAAGCGAAGACCUUCCCGUCCGUUCCCGUCCGCUCCUGUACACAGAUCAGUGUAAUCUGGAGGUUAUGACAGAAAGAGUGUGACAACAUUUUGUAAUCCGUGGUGAAUACUAUUAGAACUUAAGAUGUGAUCCGUGCUUUUGAGUUGGAAUGGUAAAGUGAUGAGAAUGAAAAAUGCGAAAGUGUACGUAUGUAAGUUAUUUUCGAAAGACAUUAUUAAAGGAUUAUACUUCUCUUUGACUGAGAAAAGUUUAUCGUGCUUUGGUUAUACAGAAAUACAGUAUUGAUAAUGUAACCAAUUAGCUGAUAGCAGGAAAAUUGACAGCCUAUUGGCUUUUGUUCAGUGCUAGAUGCUUGGUUGUUUAGUGUAUAAAUAUAUUUUAUUUGGCUUAAGAGAAGUGAUCAGUGGGUUGGGAACGAAAUGGGUACCACGUACGAAGAUGCCGUUACAGAUUUCGUAUCAAGACAACUGGAUCUUCUUGAAUGUGAGAGGAAAGAAGAAUACGAACAGUCCAUGAGGCUGUUUACCACUUCCGAAGGUGCUGUCUGCCUAAAAAAUGUAACAGCCUUUUCCUAUAUUUCAUGUUUAGGAGGUUAUGUGAUAGUUGAGUUUCGAAGUGCUAGAAACAGUGUUCUACAAGUACAUAAUCUAACACGUAGAGAUGUUGUGGGUGUGAUAGAAGGAUCCAAUAUUCGGAGCACUCCGUUAGCAACAGGCGUUGUUAAAUUCAGUACUGACGAAAGCAUUGGAGUCUCAUUUGAGGAUAUCAGUAGUUUCAGUGAAGAAAAUGGAGUUGUAUAUACACUGGUGAAGCUGGCAAAUGAUAUAACCUAUUCUCGACUAAAGUCAAGUUUAAAAGAUCUAACUCACAUAAGUAAACCUGGUAAGGUGCUUGUGGAACUGCUAUUUGGCAAAAGUAAUUGCUUGGAGCGAAUUCCACUUACUCCUCUUAUGCUUGAUGCCCAAGGAGAGUUAAUGUAUAUUAAUGUCAAUCUCCAUGAAGAUCAAAAGGAGGCUGUCAAGUUUGCACUUGAGAUGAAGAAUCUGGCUGUGAUUCAUGGACCACCAGGCACUGGGAAGACAACAACACUGGUAGAGAUAAUACUUCAUAUGAUACAGGCAAGAAAUAAAGUUCUGGUAUGUGCCCCAUCCAACAUAGCCGUGGACAAUUUAGUUGAAAGGUUGGCCAGCCACAAUGUGAAGAUGGUACGUUUAGGUCACCCAGGAUGUGUAAUGGAUAGUGUAGCAAGAUAUUCUUUGGAUGCAGUUGUGGAUAGAAGUAGCAGUACACAAAUUGUCAAAGAUAUUCAAAAGGAAUUGAAUGAUGUGUUGAAGAAGUUAAAGACUAGACAUCGCAAGGAGACAUUCUCAGAACUUCAUAAAGAGUUGAAGAACCUUCGGAAGGAACUGCAUCAAAGGGAAUCACGUGCAUUGAAAGAAGUGUUACAGGGAUCAGAUGUAGUGCUUUCAACUCUUGUCACAGCAAGUGAUGCAGGACCUCUUAAAUAUGUUCCAGAAGACCACUUCCAUUGUGUUGUGAUUGAUGAGUGUUCUCAGGCACUGGAAGCAGCUUGUUGGAUAGUUCUUCCUAGGGCUCCUAAAGCUAUCCUUGCAGGUGAUCACCUUCAGCUUCCCCCUACAGUGAUUAGUCAGAAAGCUGAGCGGGGAGGUUUAGGUUUGAGUCUCAUGGAAAGAGCAGUGGAGAAGUUUGCAAAAGAAGGGUAUCGGUUAUUACAGCGCCAGUUUCGAAUGCAUACUGAUAUUAUGACUUGGCCAUCUCAGGAGAUGUAUGGGGGACAAUUAGAGGCCGACCCGUCCGUUGGCAGCCACUUACUGAAAGAUCUUCCUCUUGUGAAGUCUACAGAUGAAACUGAAAUGUCAAUCUUGCUCGUGGACACUGCUGGUUAUCACUUAGAAGAGGAGAUGUUUGAAACAUCACGAUGUAACAGAGGGGAAGCAGGAAUAAUUGCCAUUCUCAUAAAACGACUGGUAGCAGCUAAUGUUCCACAAACUUCUGUGGCUGUGAUAACUCCAUACAAUUACCAGGUGGAAAUGAUAAGGGCUCAUAUCCCUCACUUGAAUGGCAUAGAGGUGCGAUCUGUGGAUGGAUUUCAGGGCCGUGAAAAAGAAGCCAUCCUGUGUUCUAUGGUUCGAUCAAAUUCACAGAGGGAAUUGGGGUUCAUCUGUGAUCGGCGCAGACUAAAUGUUGCAGUUAGCCGUGCUCGUAGGUUUCUGUGUGUUGUGGCUGAUUCUAGUACAGUGUCAUGUGAUAGCACAUUGGCAAGCUUGAUCGAUUACAUUGAACAGCACGGUGUUGUCCACUCUGCAGGACAGUAUUUAUCAGAAUUGGAAACUCCUAAGGAAGUCCUACAAAACCCAAAGUUCCAGUUUCAGAAGAAGAUAAAAAGUGAGAUGGGAAAUGAUAAAAAAAGCAAAAAAGCAAAAAAGAAAAUUGUUGAUGUUCAAGAAAAGCAAGCUGUGAAUGUUGAUAGAGAGAAGAAAGACACACAGCAGGCAAAGAAUGAACAGGUGAAAGAGGAUUAUUAUCAGUCAUUUCUUCAAGAGUUUGUUAGGAACAAUGAGCAGAUGGAGUUGAAGUUUCCAAAAUCCAUAUCAGCAUAUGACAGGAAAUUAAUUCAUGAAGCAGCCUCAAAACUUAAUCUUCUUCACAUCAGUGUUGGUGAAGGGAAUGACAGACACAUUGUGGUUCACAAAGCAGUUGCUGAUAGACCCUCAGUUGGAAAUGUAAACAUCACAAAGAAGCCCAACAACAAUUUAAAAGUGAAGGUCAAGGAACCAAAUGAUUCUUCCAAUGAACAAGUGAAGUGCAACGUAGAGCAUGCUACCAGAGCUUCUGCAGAGGAGUCUGCCCCAGGGCCAAGUGAACUGAGAGAAAUGAAGAAAACUGAAUGUAAGAAGAGUGAGAAAGUUAGCAAGAAAUCAAAAAAAAAGCAAGAGCUUGAAGAUUUUGAUUCAAUAAUUGAAGAGUUUAAAGAAAUGGAUAAGAGAUGUUUAUGGAGUAGUUGCAGAAUUGCAACAGAUUUAGUUGGACUGACGUGCGCUCAUUGCAAGCAAAGAUUUUGUAUAAGUCAUGGCUUUCCUGAGGUGCAUGGCUGUGGAGAAGCCGCCCGUAAAACAGCAAAACAUGAAUUCCGUCAUCCUAAACCCACAAAACCUGAUCCUCUCAAAAGAAGUGCUGUGAGCAAGAAGUUGGAGAAGAAACUUGCACAGAUGGCAGAAGAAAGGAAACGUCAGAAGAAAGAAACCUGAAGAAUUAUUGCUUUUGUAUGUUUAUUUAUAUACCUUCUCUGUCUAAAUCUUUAUUGCAUGUGGCAUUUGCAAUAAAAAUUGAGCCUGUGAUGUUCUUCUGAACGAUAUAGAUUAUAUCUGAAGCUUAAAGACUUGAAUUAAUUUUGUUUCACAUAAGUAAACAAGCAUUCUUCACUACAAAUAACAAACCAUGCAAAAUGACAAGGCAAAACACUGAGAAAAAUGAGAAUAUUUCUUGCAGAUUUUGUGACAUAACUAAAACACUAGAAUUUAAUUUAAUUUAUUUUGAGCUGAAAUAGCUAGCUCAGUGAAGUGGCAGGGUAGAUAGGUGACAGGUGGAUUCCUGUUAAGAGACAGUGAUUAUGAAAAUUUGGAAGAUCAGGGUUUUAUAAGAGGAAAUUUAAAUUUUAACCAAGUGAGUGCAUACAAAACUGUGGGAGGAAAAAUUGUAAAUAUAUUGAGUCGAAAGUAGGAGUAAUGGUACAUCAUAUAAGUUACUAAUGGCUGUAUUACAACAAGGCAGCCACCUUUUCAAAAAUGUUUAGUCAUGUAAGGCAAUUUUAUUGACUCAGCAUUUGAAUAAAAAGCGUGUUACACUUGA